AUGAUUCGUGCUGGAAAAUUCCUGUAUUUUCACUUCACCCGUUCAUCAGCACGAUAUUUGAGCUCUUUUGAAAGUGCACAAAAUCCAGUCAAUCUUUAUCCGAAUAGUGAUCCUAAUGCUGUUUUCAAGAAACCCAUAAAACUAAAUAUC
Messenger RNA from Schistosoma turkestanicum, 150 nucleotides. The record is from the annotation of a GenBank genome assembly. NCBI's taxonomy places the organism in Eukaryota, Metazoa, Platyhelminthes, Trematoda, Strigeidida, Schistosomatidae.